This is a messenger RNA of Fusarium coffeatum, 417 nucleotides long. RefSeq lists its product as uncharacterized. Bases 1 to 417 code for a protein of 138 amino acids. The record is from RefSeq and is a predicted model, not a curated record. Lineage: Eukaryota; Fungi; Ascomycota; Sordariomycetes; Hypocreales; Nectriaceae. The transcript is spliced from 3 exons.
AUGGUGCACCGAUAUUUCACAUUGAUCCACGCAACUUAUAACGCGGCCCACGGGUAUGGAGACGGACUUGACGAUAUGAACGGUUCUGAGGAACCAUUAGGUGCUGUACUGGACGACCUGGGGACAUUUACCGCGCUUCGAGACCCCCCUGGAGCCAUUUCGUCACCGCCGUACGCCAACUGGGCCUGGCAGACCCCGCUCUCCGACGACCUCGACCUCGACCUCAACUUCAAUCUUCAACUCCCCUUGACUGACUUGUCCCUGUUCAUCCCUCACAACCUCUACGGGACGAGUCAUUAUCGAAAGUGGUGUCUUCUCUGGACCACCAACUUGUACCUCCCAAGGUGGUACCACGAAUCCACGGUCCCUGCCAACAGCGCAGCGCAGCCUAGCUGCAUCUACAGCAAGCUUAUUUGA